Messenger RNA from Nannizzia gypsea CBS 118893, 1242 nucleotides. RefSeq lists its product as hypothetical. The transcript has 2 exons. The coding region runs from base 1 to 1242 and encodes 413 amino acids. Lineage: Eukaryota; Fungi; Ascomycota; Eurotiomycetes; Onygenales; Arthrodermataceae. The record is from RefSeq and is a predicted model, not a curated record.
AUGACCACAGCAACGAAUGUACAGGCACUGUUGCGCUUCUUAACGCAAGAUGCCAGGAUACCUCUCGCGACUGCCAUUGGCAAGGUCAAAGGCCUACAAGAAGCUAAGCUACUAAACCCAGAGGAUAUAUCCAAAGCAAAGUUGGUGACAGUCCAAUUGGUUUUUACUGAGACCAAAAUUGCGAAACAAGUGUGGAACGCGGCGAAAAGAGUGGUCAAAAAGCGAGCUCUAGGAGAGGACGGCCCGGAAGCAGCAUCGUCUUUAUCGCCGUCGAAAAAACGGAGAGUAGCAGGAGGAGAAGGGCUUGAUAUGACUCCUCGGCAGAUUGAAGAGUCACUUACGCUUCCCAUAAGUACAGAUUUGGAGAAGAUUGCUAACACGGUGAUUGUCACGAAUCGGGCUCCCCUAGUGUUAGCAUUCGCAGUCAUGUCACUGAAGUACACAAUGCCCGAACAGCCGUUGUCCAGCAGACUAAGCCUUGCCCAGGCUGUAGUGAGCGCAAACAGUCGCACAAAGGCUCGCAGCCUUGGUAUAGACACGGCUCCCAGCGCUGAGGGCGCAGAAUGGGCACACGGCCAGCCCACGGUCAAGGUGCUAGGGAGGAGCAUCAGCGUCCUUCGGCGAGUAGGGUACGACUGGAACGAAGAAAGAGGGGAAAUUGAGUCUGUAUCGCCGCCCCGUAUCGGAUUUGAUAGCAAGAAGGAGACGGUGCUAGAAGGAGAUAGCAGCAGCAAAUCCCCGCAUGCGGAGACGGGUUCCCCUGCACACAAAUCGAACAGGCCAUCACCCAAACCAGAGAACGAGGACGACAAUCUCCCAGCCCUAUGGGGCCUGGACUUGGAUAGUGAUCGUAAAUCGAGUGAUGGCCGCCAGAACAGCAGAUAUGGUGGGUACGACAGUGGACGAGGGAGCCAGAGCACGUACCUCCCUGUAUUCAGAGCCGAACCAGCUAGAGACUACCUGCUGAGGUCAUUUUGUGAGCACAGCCCGAACCAGUCGAACAAUGGGAAAGCCGAGUCGAAGUCGAUGCCAGCCAAGGAGAUUGCUCUCAGUCUGCUGCUUGGCGCGAUCGAUCAUGUUUGCCAGUCAUGGGCGCCAACGCUGAGCCGAGACGACUUAGAUAGGCGAACCUGGAGUUGGUACGUCGCUGUUCGGCCAGAGGUUGAGAGUAACAUCUCCGGAUGGGGCCAGAAGGGAGAGGUCCGUCUGUCUGCGAUCCUUGAUUUGAGGAAACCGAGAUGA